Messenger RNA from Chenopodium quinoa (quinoa), 923 nucleotides. RefSeq names its product cold-regulated 413 plasma membrane protein 2-like. The coding region runs from base 123 to 734 and encodes 203 amino acids. Lineage: Eukaryota; Viridiplantae; Streptophyta; Magnoliopsida; Caryophyllales; Amaranthaceae. The transcript is spliced from 5 exons. Gene Ontology annotation, cellular component: membrane. The record is from RefSeq and is a predicted model, not a curated record.
UGAUUGUGUCCCAGUCCAAUUAGAUCCAUUAUUUUUUGUAAUAAAAAAAAGUGAUAAAAAGUUACAUUAAAUAUUGUCUUCAUGCAGAUAAAUAGCUUACUAUAAAAAUUAUUUUGGGAAAAAUGAAGCAAAUGGAUUAUUUGAAGAUGAAGACAGAGGAUGAAUUCCCUAGUAAUCAACUGAGUUCAGAUUUGAAGGAAGUGCAUAAUGCUGCUAAAAAGCUUGCUUCUGAUGUUAUCAGGCUUGGUGGUUUGGGUUUUGGCACCUCUUUUCUUCAAUGGAUUGCUUCCUUUUCUGCCAUUUAUUUGUUGGUUUUGGACCGCACGAACUGGAAGACUGAGAUCCUAACCGGCCUCUUAGUGCCUUACAUUUUCUUCAGUCUCCCUGGGAUUUUGUUCAACCUUCUGAGGGGAGAGGUUGGAAUGUGGAUUGCUUUCGUGACUAUCAUAUUGCGUGUUUUCUUUCCACAACGCUUCCCUGAUUGGCUGGAGCUGCCAGGUUCUGUCAUUAUCAUCAUAGUGGUAGCUCCGAGUUUGUUAGCAUCCUAUGUCCGUGGUGGUUGGAUUGGCGCAGCAAUUUGUUUGGCGAUUGGAUGUUACUUGCUGCAAGAACACAUUCGAGCAUCAGGAGGGUUUAGGAACUCCUUCACAAGGGCUAACGGGGUAUCAAACACCGUAGGCAUAAUCCUUUUGCUGGUCUAUCCAAUUUGGUUCCUGAUAGUCAACAUUCUCUAAUCUGCUUGAAUUCUUCUGUGGCUUGUACAUUUGUUGACUGUUUUUACAUGUACAAGGCUUAGUAUCCUAUCAUUGUUUGUUAUUGCAUUUAAAUUUUUGUGCUGAACAUGCUUUGAUUUCAUUUGUUUGUACCUAAGUUAUUAAGAGUCAAAUUAAAUUUAUGUGGAUUCUUAAGCUUUUGUCACAUCA